AUGGAGAUCAUCUCGAAAGAAAUCAUCAAACCAUCAUCCCGGACCCCUGAUCACCUCAAAACUUUCAAACUCUCAUUGCUCGAUCAACUCACUUUACAUACAUACACUCCCAUUAUUCUCUUGUACGACUCAGAAACCCAAAUUAGCGGUGAUGUUUUGAAGAAAUCUUUAUCCAAAAUCCUAACAAAAUAUUACCCAUUCGCCGGACGACUUAAAGAAGACGGCAUCACCAUUGAUUGCAAUGAUGAAGGAGUGGUUUUCGUGGAAGCUAAAAUCAUUGGUUGUAGACUCUCCGAUUUCCUUCAAAAUCCAAACUACGAAACACAAAGCUUACUGUUUCCUGAAGGUUUUUUGUGGAAAGGAUCAUGCAUUGGUUACACUUUUCUCGCUACUCAAGCAACAUACUUCGAGGGUGGAGGCAUGGCAGUGACUAUAUCCAUGUCCCACAAGGUUGCAGAUGCACCAUCUGUUGGGAUUUUCCUUAGCGACUGGGCUGCCAUGGCACGAGGAGAAGAAAGACCACCACCGUUAAUCCUUGCUACAUCCAUACCUUCAUUGGAUCUUGCAUACACAAUGCCUGAGAUCGAGAUUGAAAUGAGUGAAACCCUAAUCACAAAAAGGUAUGUGUUCCAUGCGGAAAACAUAUCGAGAUUGAAACGAUCAGUAUCGGGGUUGGUGGAAAACCCUACAAAGAUCGGGAUUGUUACUGCGUUUCUUUAUAGAUGUGCGGUUGCUGCUUCCAUGGCGAAAUUAGGUUCUUUCAAAAAGUCUACUUUGAUUCAGUUAGUAAACAUGCGGCCACGAAUGACACCACCAUUACCGGAAAAUUCCAUCGGAAACUUCACUUGGUAUUUCACAACGUCAAACAAUCACCAAAGUGAAACCAGUCUGGGAAAUUUGGUACUUCAGAUGAAGAAAGGAGUCAAAGAACUCGGAGAUAAAGAUGAUCUCUAUGAUUGGUUAAAUAGCGUUAGGGAUUCUGCAUAUAAUGUAAAAGAGUUGUUUGAUAAUCUUGAAGUUUACAGGUUUAGCCACGUACGUGGAGGUUCUUUUUACCAGAUGAAUUUUGGGUGGGGGAAUCCGAAGUGGGGCACCAUUGCAGAUGUGUUGGUGAAGAACACAUUCAUCUUGUAUGAUACACCAGACGGAUAUGGAGUUGAAGUUGUGGUGAGUCUUGAAGAAGAACACAUGAGAUUAUUUCAAAGUAAUGAAGAACUUCUUGAGUUUUCUUCCGUGAACAGAACUUUUCAAUUGGCGUCGAUUUCCCAGUCGCGCAUGUGA
Lactuca sativa (garden lettuce) is the source of this 1281-nucleotide messenger RNA. RefSeq names its product diaboline synthase. The record is from RefSeq and is a predicted model, not a curated record. NCBI's taxonomy places the organism in Eukaryota, Viridiplantae, Streptophyta, Magnoliopsida, Asterales, Asteraceae.